ACUCGCAAAGAUGCUCGAGGACGAAAAAGGGUUAAGAACACUAUCGCCCUCACGCAGUUGGGGGACGCGCUCUCCCUUUGAUUGGCCGAGUGGCGGAGGCGGGGCUGUGACGUCAAGCCAUUUUCCCGGAUGGAAGCUGUGUAGAACGUCCGCACCUGCGAGAUCCGAAGUGGAGCUGAGAAGUUGCUUUGGAGCGGUGGGGAAGGUCCGGGGUUAUCCCAGCGGCGGGAGAGACGCGGAGCUGAUGCACCCUGUGCUGAAAGCCUUUGUGUGUGGUUCCGUCAGUGGGACCUGCUCUACUCUGUUAUUCCAACCUCUAGACCUUCUUAAAACUAGACUGCAGACCGUGCAACCAGCUGUCAAAGGGUCAGGUCGCAUUGGGAUGGUAGCUUUGUUCUUUAAAGUUGUUCGCACAGAAAGUAUCCUGGGGCUGUGGAAGGGUGUUUCUCCUUCUUUUGCAAGAUGCAUUCCAGGUGUGGGGAUUUACUUCAGUACUUUAUAUAUGAUAAAACAGCGCUGUCUGCUGGAUCGCUCCCCUACAGCCCUGCAAUCAGUUCUUCUGGGUGGAACCUCACGAACUGUAGCUGUUGUUUGUAUGUUGCCUAUCACAGUUGUGAAAGCACGAUACGAGAGUGGGAAGUAUGCCUAUGAAAGCAUAUGUGGAGCUCUGCGAAAUAUCUAUAGAUCUGAAGGUGUCCAGGGCCUGUUUAGUGGCUUGACAGCAACACUUCUACGUGAUGCACCCUUCUCUGGCAUUUAUCUGAUGUUCUACUUGCAGACCAAAAAGAUUGCACCAUAUGACCAAAUCGAUCCAGCACUUGAACCUCUAGUGAAUUUUGGCUGUGGAACGAUUGCUGGGAUUCUGGCAUCAUUAGCUACUCAGCCUGCUGAUGUCGUAAAAACCUACUUGCAGGUGUCAUCUGAAAAGUAUCUUGGGACAAGCCAAGCAACUGCCUUAAUCUUUAGGGAUUAUGGAUUGGUUGGCUUUUUCCGUGGUGCUGUCCCGAGGGCCUUGCGACGCACACUGAUGGCAGCAAUGGCAUGGACUUUAUAUGAACAGAUGAUGUCUAAAAUGGGCUUGAAGUCCUGAAUGGCCUGACUUGAGACCAAAGGAGACUUGGUCAGUUGGUAAGACUGGCAGUCUGGUCUGCUCCACGUGAUAUGUGCAGAAGCCAUGCCUGACUCCUGAGGCUUGUUUUAAGAAAUGGAAGUGAGUGGAGUCAAAGAUUGUUUUAGUCAUGAUUUGAGAAGCAUUCCAAGAAGACUGUGUCAUAUUGGUUAUGAGAAGUGCCCAAAUCUUGAUAUUUUUAUGUGUCAGCUGUGCCACUGCAAAAGCAUGUCUUCUUGAGAGGAACCUAAUUAGGAAGAUUUCGUUCAGCUGUUCUGAACAUCUGCAGAGGAUAUAAUGAAGAGUGUGAAGGUGCAGUACUAGCAGUUGGGUCUUCUGAAUCUAACACCCUCAUUACGCUCCAUGGAAAUGCUUGAUGGUUGUGUGGUGCCUCUCCAGUGUGCUCCAUCUUCACUCUGUGUUCUUGCUUGUACACUCAACAAACAGUAUAGAGGAGAGCUUUAUAAAAGACUUCAGGAAAGACAUCAUUUGGGGAACUUGCCAUCUGAAGUUGCUAGUGUGCUAGGUGUUAAAAAUGAAUGCUAGGACUGGAAGCUACAUGAGGAGACUGUGAUUUUCUGGUUUUUUUACAGUAUGGCUGAGGAACAUGUGGCCCUUCAGAUGUUGUUGGACUGCACAUCCCAUGACCCCUUACUAUUAGUUAUCCUGGCAAAGUCUGAUGGGAGUUGCAGUCCAGCAUGAUCUGAAGGGCCACUUUUUUUGCGUUAUAGCUUUAGUGUGUUCAGCAAUGGAGACUUUUAAGAUUCAUAUAUCCUCUGCUUCCAUGUCAUCCAUGUCUUCAUUAAACACUCCAAAGAUCCUACAUACAGGAACCAUAGCCUUGUUUUUCCUGUUUAAAAUGUAGCUGAAAAGUCAUAUGCUGGUACAAACUUUGCUUUGGACAAUAUGUCAUUUAUUUAAAUUAGGGUUGGGGACUGUGUACCACCAGAUACUUUUGGAUAUCAGUUGCCGUGACCCUGAGCCAGCAUGGACAAUAGUGAGGAAUGAUGAGAGUAAUUUCUUGAUAUCUGAACAGCUCAGUUGUCAUCUAGCUUUUAGUAAUGUGAAAGCACUGCUACACAAUUCAACGGUCACAUACACAGUAUUAUACCAUUUUUUUUUCAAUUUCUGCCUUCCUUUAGUUUGUUCACAUAUUCCAAAUUGCUCUGUUGAAACAAUCAGCCUCAAGGAUGGAAUCAAUGCAGCUCUCUAGAAAGGAUGAUGGGACUUGGGAGUUCAGUAAUAACAGGGCUUUCAUGUUGUUAAAAAGCUAUCUUGUUCUUUCCAAAGAUCUGAGACCUUGAGACCUAAUGUGAGAACUUCUUUUUGUCUGAAUUAUGAUGGAUUCCAUUUUACUUCAGAGUCUUCAGUUAUCUCUUUUAUUAUUAUUAAAAGCAUGGCCUUUUAAAA
Messenger RNA from Pogona vitticeps (central bearded dragon), 2518 nucleotides. RefSeq names its product solute carrier family 25 member 38 (gene SLC25A38). Gene Ontology annotation, cellular component: mitochondrial inner membrane; mitochondrion. Gene Ontology annotation, biological process: glycine import into mitochondrion. Lineage: Eukaryota; Metazoa; Chordata; Lepidosauria; Squamata; Agamidae. Gene Ontology annotation, molecular function: glycine transmembrane transporter activity. The record is from RefSeq and is a predicted model, not a curated record.